Messenger RNA from Aspergillus nidulans FGSC A4, 1014 nucleotides. RefSeq names its product putative 26S proteasome-associated ubiquitin C-terminal hydrolase. NCBI's taxonomy places the organism in Eukaryota, Fungi, Ascomycota, Eurotiomycetes, Eurotiales, Aspergillaceae. Gene Ontology annotation, molecular function: cysteine-type deubiquitinase activity; deNEDDylase activity. The coding region runs from base 1 to 1014 and encodes 337 amino acids. The transcript has 4 exons. The record is from RefSeq and is a predicted model, not a curated record. Gene Ontology annotation, biological process: protein deneddylation; ubiquitin-dependent protein catabolic process; cytoplasm protein quality control by the ubiquitin-proteasome system.
AUGCCCGAUAUAGAAAGCGACUGGAUAGCCAAGCUAUACAGCUCAGCACUUCAAACCAGGAAAAUGGCGGACACUGCUGGCUGGAGCACAAUUGAGUCUGAUGAGGGUGUCUUCACCUCUCUAGUCGAGAACCUCGGCGUCAAGGGCGUGCAGUUCGAGGAGCUGAUCUCGCUUGAUCCUGAUACCAUACGCUCACUGGGAACAGUUUACGGUGUAAUCUUUCUUUUCAAAUACCUCCGCCAAACACCCGACAUUAACACAUCCUCAUCCGCCGACGGCACCCCAACCGACCCUUCCACGCUCCCACCCUCCUUCUUCUUCGCUAACCAAACUAUCCAAAACGCCUGCGGCACACAAGCGAUUCUCUCCGUCCUGCUAAACCACGACACCCCUUCGCCAGAGAACAACAAUGACCCCAUCACCCUCGGCCCUGAGCUUUCCUCCUUCAAGGAUUUCACGACGGGAUUUCCCUCGGACCUGCGCGGCGAGGCGCUUUCAAACUCUGAAGCAAUUCGUACCGCGCAUAAUGCGUUUGCGCGCGCGAGCCCCUUCGUCGAUGAGACGGUGCGGCCGCGCGACGAAGACGAGGAAGGCGACGUGUACCACUUUAUUGCGUAUACGCCUGUGAACGGGACGCUGUAUGAAUUGGACGGAUUGCAGGCGAGCCCGAUAUCCCAUGGGCCGUGUGAUGCGAGCAUUUUUCCGGAGAAGGUGAUUGAGGUUCUACAGAAGCGAAUCGCGCGGUAUCCUGAGACGGAAACGAGGUUCAACCUCAUGGCUGUUGUGAAGGAUUUGAGGAUCCGGGCUGCGGAGAUGGGGGACCAGGAAGCACUUAAUACGGAGGAGAGAAAGAGAGCUGGUUGGGCUUGGGAGAAUUCUUUGCGCAGGAGUAAUUUUGUUGGGUUUAUUGGAGAGGUGCUGAAGGGGGUUACUAAGGUGAAGGAGGAGGAGGGAAGUGUGGAGGAGUGGGUUAAGAGGGCUGAGGCGGAGACGGCAAGGAGAUUGAGGCGUUAG